ACUAUAAUUACCGUAAGUUUAUGAAUUUUCGUAAUAAUAAAAAAAGAAAAAGUAGACGCAUAAACAGAAAAAGGAUAUUUUGGGCGAACCCCCGGCGAAUUCCCGCAGAAAUCCAAUCGAGGGUUUUUCAGUACACUAAGUCAUAGAACAGCGACAGAAGAAGAAAAGGAGAUAAGAAGAAGAAGGUUUUUUGCAGAUCGGCAAAAAUGGUGAAGACAACGAAAGGAGGCAAAGUCAUGAAUCCUACUGAUGCUUACCGCAAGGAACUCCGCAAAAAGGAAUUAAAAAGGAACAAGAAAGAGAGAAAAAAGGUCCGGGAGGUGGGCCUGUUGAAGAAGGAUCCUGACCAGAUCAAAGAUCAGAUUCAAAAAUUGGAGGUGAUGAAGGCUGAAGGUGCACUCGACAAGGCAAGGAAGCAUAAGAAAAGGCAGCUUGAGGACACUUUAAAUCUUGUUAUGAAGAAGAGAAAGGAGUAUGAAGAAAAAAUGAAGGAGAAGGGCGAGGAACCAGUAAUGUUCAGCCAUUUGGGACCUGUACGUAGACGGACAUCGGCUGAAGAAGACGAUAGAGCAAAGCACCCACAGCCUGAAGACUCUGUUUAUUAUCAUCCAACACUGAAUCCCACUGGAGCACCUCCCCCAGGGAAACCUCCUAUGUACAAGUCUUCUAUAGGGCCUCCAAUUUCUUUGUCAGAAGCUUCCACAUCUACAGAUGCUGGGCCUUCAGCAGGUCCUGAUGAUGUUGAGUUGCCUGCGCCACCUCCACCUCCUCCUUUACCACAAGUUGGCGAUCCUGAUGCCAUAAAUACUAUUGAUACGCCUGUUUCUCUACCCUUACCUCCUCCGCCACCAAUGCCUCCCAACCCUGCAGGUUCAAAUUUGGCGUCUGCAUUGCCUCCACCACCACCACCUGGUCCUCCUCCUAGAGAACAAAUUGGGAUUCGUCUUCCCCCACCGCCUCCACCCCAUCAGUCCAUACCGCCUCCACCACCAGGCUCUUCUGAUAGUGAGAGGGAUAGUAAUAGAAAUUUAGUUCUGGAUGGGGCUUCUUCAAAAGAUAUGCAGGUCUCAAAUAUGCUCCCGCCACCACCUCCACCGCCUGGAUUCCCUCCUAAGUCACUUGAAAGUCAGUCUGGUGCUGAACAUGAUAACAAAAAUUUUGAAAUGGGAAAAGAGCCUCUAAAACUGAUUCCUCCUCCACCACCAAGGCAGCCUCCAGGACCUGUAGCAUUCCCGACAUUACAGCCUGAUGUAUUACCUCCAGGUAUAUCAAGAUUCCCUCCACCUCCUCCACCAGAAAUGAGGCCACCAUUAUCUGCUUCUGGGGUUCCUGGGCCGCCUGCACCCCCUGGUAUGGUACCACUUAUGCCAAGGCCACCAUUUGGUCCUUCCCCUGGACCACUGCCUAUGAUGAGACCUCCACUUCCACCAGGUCCACCACCAAUGAUGCUACAGGAGGAUGUAACUGCAAUGAGACCAACUGUUCCACAAAAACCGUCUUAUGUUAAGUCAGCUGCACCCACUGUCUUAAAGAGACCUCUUGCUCAGCAUACCCCUGAGCUUACAGCUAUGGUUCCUGCAUCUGUACGUGUUAAAAGAGAGUCUGCUCUUCCGAAGUCAAAACCAAAAGCAUCUACAAGCACAGCUAUCAAUCAGCCGCCUGUGAUUUCAGUUCCAAAACCAGAAUCAGUUACAAGUGCACCCGCACUUAAACCACAGAGCAUUGACGACUCUUAUAUGGCCUUCUUGGAGGACAUGAAAGCACUUGGUGCUCUAGAUAGUUAAAACACCUUUCGUCCGAAGGGAUGCAUGAUGCUCUGAAGUUACAGGGGUUCAUGGUUGAUUUGGAACUUUUGCUUGUGAGCUGAGUAUUUGUCAACGUCUGCAGCAGUCUAAUGUUUUAGAAGUACACCAUUUAUGUAUGCUUUGAUUGAGAUUCUAAUUUUUGGUGUAAUUUUCUCAAACUGCUCCUUGAACCAAAUGGAGUAUAACUUUUUCUUUUACAUCUAAUAACAAUUUUUUCUCUACUGCUCUCCAAUUUAUUGCAGUUUUUUUCUGUAAACAACUACUCCUAUUAUUUUAGGGUGCAAAGGAGUUUAAUGGCUAAGAAUCAUCUAUAUGAUUUACUGCGCACUUAAAAGGCUUUCGUAUUGAAAUCGACGAAGAGGGAUGAAAGAU
This is a messenger RNA of Amaranthus tricolor (Joseph's coat), 2177 nucleotides long. Its product is annotated as protein EARLY FLOWERING 5. The record is from RefSeq and is a predicted model, not a curated record. The transcript has 9 exons. Gene Ontology annotation, biological process: mRNA cis splicing, via spliceosome. NCBI's taxonomy places the organism in Eukaryota, Viridiplantae, Streptophyta, Magnoliopsida, Caryophyllales, Amaranthaceae. Bases 207 to 1784 code for a protein of 525 amino acids. Gene Ontology annotation, cellular component: spliceosomal complex.